This is a messenger RNA of Cannabis sativa, 2253 nucleotides long. Its product is annotated as cytochrome P450 78A5. The record is from RefSeq and is a predicted model, not a curated record. Bases 205 to 1905 code for a protein of 566 amino acids. Lineage: Eukaryota; Viridiplantae; Streptophyta; Magnoliopsida; Rosales; Cannabaceae. Gene Ontology annotation, molecular function: oxidoreductase activity, acting on paired donors, with incorporation or reduction of molecular oxygen; monooxygenase activity; iron ion binding. The transcript has 2 exons.
CCACUAUUAUAUGCACCAUUUCCAUGAUGAGUAUUCUCUAUAUAAGCCCUUCCUCUUCCGAAUCAUUUGUACAAACACACCUUCACGCCCUUUGUCUGAACUCCUGAAUUACCUCACCCCUUCACUUUCUCUCUUCUCACCUUUGUCUCUUGUUUUCUCACGAAACAAACACUGCUACACAAGAAAAGAAAAAAGAAAAAAAAAAUGUCGUGGGAAUCCUGUUUCCUAUUCAUUCCUCAAAACGGGUUCUCCUCGUUGCUUCUCAACUUCAACGUUUUGCUCUGUUCUUUUCUCUUCGUCGCCGUUUUCGCUUUCUGCCUUUCACCCGGUGGGAUUGCUUGGGCUCUGUCCAAGUCUCGAGUUGGUCACCAUGGCCAUGCUCCCACCGCUAUUCCUGGACCUUCAGGUCUUCCUUUCAUCGGUCUGGUUUUGGCUUUCUGUAAUGGGUCUUUGACCCACCGGGUUCUCGCUAAGCUUUCAGAGAGCUUCAGAGCGAGAUCGUUAAUGGCAUUCUCAGUCGGAUUCACCCGUUUUGUUGUUUCGAGCCAACCAGAAACGGCGAAAGAGCUUCUGAACAGCUCAGCCUUCGCAGAUCGACCCGUUAAGGAGUCGGCUUACGAGCUUCUCUUUCACCGGGCCAUGGGUUUCGCUCCUUACGGGGAGUACUGGAGGAACCUGAGGAGAAUCUCUGCGACCCACUUGUUCAGCCCGAGACGAAUAGCCUGUUUCGGCGAGUUUCGGGCAAGGAUCGGGGUCGAAAUGGUGGAAGCCAUGAGGGUCUUGAUGCAGAUGAAUGGGGAAAUUCAAGUCAGGAAACUCUUGCAUUACGGGUCUUUGAACAAUGUAAUGAUGAGCGUUUUUGGAAGAAGUUAUGAGUUUGUUACUGAACUGGGCCAAAGUCAUCGUAGUGAUUCCGGCGCUGGUAACGAGGCGGCGGAACUGGAAGGGUUGGUUAGUGAAGGGUAUGAAUUACUUGGGAUUUUUAACUGGAGUGACCAUUUUCCUCUUUUGGGGUUAUUGGAUAUUCAAGGAGUGAAAAAGAGGUGUAAGAAACUUGUAUCUAGAGUGAAUGUUUUCGUUGGAAAAAUCAUUGAGGAGCAUAGGGAAAGAAGGACUCAUAAUAUUAAUGCUACUCAUGGAGGAUCGUGUCCGAUCAAGGGUUCCGAUCAAUCUGAGGAUGAGGAUGGCCGUGAUUUUGUUGAUGUACUCCUCGAUUUAGAAAAGGAAAAUCGACUCAGUAACUCGGAUAUGAUUGCAGUGUUAUGGGAAAUGAUAUUUAGAGGAACAGACACAGUAGCAAUCCUCCUGGAAUGGAUUCUAGCAAGAAUGAUUCUCCACCCAGAGAUCCAAUCAAAGGCACAGUCUGAAAUAGAUGCGGUGAUUGGCGGAAAUCACCGUCAGGUAUCUGAUUCUGACCUCCCAAAACUUGCUUACAUCCAAGCCAUUGUGAAAGAAACCCUAAGGCUCCAUCCACCUGGGCCUCUCCUAUCAUGGGCCAGGCUCUCCAUCCACGACACUAACAUAGGCCAACACUUCAUCCCGGCUGGCACCACAGCUGUUGUUAACAUGUGGAGUAUAACCCAUGAUGAACAGGUCUGGCCCGAGCCCAACCGCUUCAACCCCGAUAGGUUUAUGAUCAAACAAGACCUAGGUGAUGAUCGUAGUGCUGUGUUUUCCAUAAUGGGUUCUGAUCUUAGGUUGGCUCCUUUCGGUUCUGGAAGAAGGGUUUGCCCAGGUAAAGCCAUGGGGUUAGCCACAGUUGAGCUAUGGCUAGCUCAGAUGCUCCAAAGCUUCAAAUGGGUUCCUGCUAAUAAUGAUUCUGGGGUUGACUUGUCUGAGACUCUGAAACUUUCCUUGGAGAUGAAGAACUCUUUGGUUUGCAAGGUCAUUCCUAGGGUUUACUGAUAUAGCAUACCCCUAGCUCUUAAGCCAUGUUGUCAUGUCAUAUAUAUUUUAUGUUGUGCUAGUUUUAUCAUUUGAAAAGUUGAAAAAACUUGUUUCAUUUCCUUUUGGGUUUGUAUCAUCUUUUAUGGGAAAGGGUUUCUUUUGGGUGCUAAUAUGUAGGGAAGUUAUUAAUAUUAGCACCACUGUAGUCUGCAUAUUUGGGUUAUUAGUUACUUAUCUUUAUUUGUAUUAUCGUCAGUAAAGGCUAAACUUGUAAGGGUCUGUAUGGUUAAUGCUUGCUUUGUUCUGUGUAAUUCUGGUUCGUACUGUAUGUUUGAACUCAAUAUGUAUUACCAGUUUGUCUUUAAA